AAAUGCAAACUUAUAUUUUAUCACCGUCUGUACAGAAUGUUUUUGCUGUGGCUGUCGGUCACGAUCUGUACAUUUUGCCCACAUUCAGAGGAGUUUCUACAUGCAUACUCUGAUGGAGAUAUCAUCAUUGGAGGACUUUUUGCUAUUCAUGCAAAAACCAACAGAACCACAGAGACUGGACCUGCCCACUGUACCAGCUAUGAUGUUAGAAAUUUCCUGCGCUCUCAAGUGAUGAUAUUUGCCCUUGAAGAAAUAAACCAGCGCACACCAAAGCUUCUACCUAACCUCACCUUAGGAUAUGACAUCUACGACACCUGUGGAGAUGUCACGGUUGCCAUCAGAGCAACGCUCCAGCUGCUCAAAAACCAGUCAGACCCUCAAAGCUGUUUACUACCAGUAAAUAUUAGUUCAGAUUUAGUUGAACCCAGAACUAAAGCACUGAUAGGUGAGAGGUACUCUGAGGUAUCAGCAGCUGUUGCACGAGUUGUUGCUCUGUCUUCAGUUCCCCAGAUUAGCUAUGCAUCAACCAGUGUGUUGCUGAGUAGGAAGACGAAGUUCCCCACUUUCCUGCGAACAAUAUCGAGUGAUGAAUAUCAAACUAAGGCAAUUGCUGAACUGGUGAAGCAGUUUAACUGGAAAAUAGUGGCCAUUGUGGGAAGUGAUGAUGAGUAUGGGAAGUACGGCAGUGACGGCCUAGUGGCCAACUUCAGGGAGAUGAACAACACCUGCGUUGAAUUCAUUGAAAUCCUGCCUGGAGACUUUUCCCUUCUCAAUGACAGAACUCAUGAGAAGCUGUCGGAGCUAGUGAGCACUAUAAACCAAUCCUCAGCUGAAGCCAUAAUCAUGUUCACACACGACAGAAACGUUGCUAUCAUUAUGGAGGAAGCUAUUGAACGCAACCUAAACAGAACUUGGAUUGCCAGUGAUGCUUGGGCCACUUCCUCAAAUAUCUUUGAACUUCCCAACAUUCACAGGGCAGGGCAGGUGUUUGGAUUCAUCUCGAAGAGGAACGAGGUGCCGGGUUUUGAGGACUAUGUCAAAUCAAUGUUUGGCAGCUCUCAGAACCCCAUUUUACAACAUUACCGCAGUUCUCAUCUGCCUAAGGAGUGUGAGGCACUGAGUUCUUUCAUUGACCAGGAUGAAUCGUAUAAUAUCUACUUAGCUGUCCAAGUCGUCGCUGAGGGUCUCCGGAGCUUGUUGAAAUGUGACAACCAACAUUGUAAACGUCAUCCCCCAUUUCCAGCCUCUGAACUUCUAACAGAGAUAAAGGCAGUCAAUUUCACAGUUAACACUACACAUGUAUACUUUGACAUCAACGGAGACCCCAGUUUAGGUUACGAUAUUUUGUAUUGGAACAUGUCGGACUCCAACAGAGGCAUUAAAACCAUUGGGGAAUACUGGCCACGUGGAAAGAUUGAAAUCCCAGAGGACCUUGUUGAACAAAUGUCCAGUGUGAUGGUGACUGCUGAUAACUGCUCCAAAACAUGUGACCAUGGACAUGAACUGAAACUGCAAGAACGUAAAUGCUGUCGGUAUUGUGUUCCGUGUUCAGAUGGAGAGUUCUCACCUGGAAAUGGUACACCAUGUGCACGGUGCAACGAAUCCCAAUAUUCAUCUAAAAAAAGGGAUAAGUGUCUGGAGAAAGAUACUGAGUGCCUGCGCUGGACGGAUCCCUUUGUGAUUAUUUUAAGUUCCUUGGAAGUGUCCGGCAUCAUUGUUACUAUUGUGUUUUCUAUUUUGUUCACAAUCCAUCGCAAUACUCCCAUUGUGAAGGCUGUGGGAGGUUACUUGUGUUUCUUGGAGCUUUCGUCCUUACUGUUCUGUUUCUGCCUUACUUUAACCUACCCUGGAGAUCCCUCUAAGGUUUCCUGCAUGCUGGCCCUGCCUCUCUUUGGCAUCGCCUUUUCCCUCUGUAUCUCCUGUAUUCUGGCCAACCUCCUCCAAAUUCUAGUGGGCUUCAAAUUUCAACUGACCAGAGCAUCCUGGCUGAAGAAGUUCAAUAAGCCGAUGGCAGUGGUGACCAUCGUCUUUGGGAUCCAGGUGGCUAUAUGUGUUCCAUGGCUGUACUUUGACCCCCCUGUUCCCAAAGAACACAACCAGAAACAGACCAUCCUGAAGACAUGUGUCAGAGGCUCCUCUUGGUUCUUUGCUGCCAUGCUGGGCUAUAACGCUUUGCUGGCUCUUAUUUGCUUUGGUUUUGCAUUUAAAGGAAAGCAGCUGCCAGAUUUGUAUAAAAAUGCUGGUUUAGUCACCAUCAGUAUGGUGCUGUACCUCGUCAUCUGGGCUCUCUUUAUCCCCAUUCACAUCAAUCUGAACGGGGUUUACAAACAUGCUAUAGAAGGUGCUGCCAUUGUCAUUUCCAGCUACAGCAUCCUGGGCUGCCACUUGGCCCCAAAGUGUUACAUAAUGGUAUUCAGGAAAGAGAUCAAUAAUGAGCAAGCCAUUAUGGAGCACAUCAAGAAGCAUUAUGAGCAGAAAGGCAUCAGUGCUCUGAGUACCUAAUCCUAAAUGUGGAUGGUUCAGUACACUGUGCAUUGAGCUAGGUGUGUGGUAGGAGGUUUUUGCAUAGAAAUCACAAGAUUGGAAGUUGAUCAGUGUGUUGGAGUCAGUGUUUUUCGCACUUACUACCAUGUGCAUGACCAGAAAUGCACAUUUGCGAGGUUCACUGUAUUUUAUCAAUUGGAAGUUGCUGUUUUUGUU
This is a messenger RNA of Sphaeramia orbicularis (orbiculate cardinalfish), 2700 nucleotides long. RefSeq names its product G-protein coupled receptor family C group 6 member A-like. The record is from RefSeq and is a predicted model, not a curated record. The transcript is spliced from 6 exons. Gene Ontology annotation, cellular component: plasma membrane. Gene Ontology annotation, biological process: G protein-coupled receptor signaling pathway. NCBI's taxonomy places the organism in Eukaryota, Metazoa, Chordata, Actinopteri, Kurtiformes, Apogonidae. Gene Ontology annotation, molecular function: G protein-coupled receptor activity. The coding region runs from base 37 to 2502 and encodes 821 amino acids.